This is a messenger RNA of Micropterus salmoides (largemouth bass), 2961 nucleotides long. It is a transcript of the gene prkcha, whose product is annotated as protein kinase C, eta, a. Lineage: Eukaryota; Metazoa; Chordata; Actinopteri; Centrarchiformes; Centrarchidae. Gene Ontology annotation, biological process: protein phosphorylation. The transcript is spliced from 14 exons. The record is from RefSeq and is a predicted model, not a curated record. Gene Ontology annotation, molecular function: diacylglycerol-dependent serine/threonine kinase activity; ATP binding. Bases 288 to 2321 code for a protein of 677 amino acids.
UCCUACUUACUGAAUGCUAGUAAAGCAGGUUCACACCGUGACAGUGCGGCGUUUCUAUGCGGGCUGACAGUAAAUGUUUGCGCUGCGUGGCGGGAAGUCAAGUUAAGUCAGGAUGAAUGCAGCAGAGCGCAAGAGUUGACAGCGAAUUAGAUUUUAACUAUGAAUGUGUAACAGCGCUGUUGUUGUUGCUGAAGUGGGCGUGAAUGCUUUUUAAAAUCUGUUUUAUUUUGUUUCGCUUCUCGAGUGAUUUUUAUUUUCGAGGUUAAACUAGACAAGUUCGAUAAAAAAUGAAGUUUAACGGUUAUCUGAAGCUCCGGAUCGGCGAGGCUCUUGACUUGAAACCGACCACUUUUUCCAUCCGCCACUCUGGCAUCUUCAACAAAUCCCCUCCAGGCCUGGACCCCUACAUAGUGGUGAAGGUGGACGACUACAAAAUUGGACAAACUCACACCAAGCAGAAAACCAACAUGCCGACGUACAACGAGGAGUUCUGCCUCAACGUGAACGACGGGAAACAGAUUGAGCUGGCGGUUUUCCACGACACUCCAAUCGGAUAUGAUGACUUUGUGGCCAACUGCAUCAUCCAGUUUGAGGAUCUCAUCAAAACCUCCAACACGGGGGAGACUUUCGAGGGAUGGAUGGACUUGGAGCCAGAGGGCAAGGUUUACAUUCAUAUUACACUCUCUGGAUCCUUCACUGAUGACGACGCCAUAGUGAAAGAGAAGACCUACAAGCAGUUCACACGGCAGCGUCAGGGGGCUGUGAGACGGAGGAUCCACCAGGUCAACGGACACAAGUUCAUGUCCACUUUCCUCCGUCAACCCACCUUCUGUUUUCACUGCAAAGAGUUCAUCUGGGGUGUUUUUGGAAAGCAGGGUUAUCAGUGCCAAGUGUGUACUUGUGUGGUUCACAAGCGUUGCCACCAGCAGGUCGUCACUGUGUGUCCACGCAUGAAGAAGCCAACAAAGGAAGAGCCCAUAAACCAAGGCUUCAGCAUCAACAUCCCUCACAAGUUCAACAUCCACAACUACAAGUCGCCCACCUUCUGUGACCACUGUGGCUCACUGCUGUGGGGAAUAGUCAGGCAGGGGCUGCACUGUAAAAUCUGCAAAAUGAACGUCCACAUCCGCUGCAAAGGCAACGUUGCCCCCAACUGUGGGGUCAACAGUGUGGAACUGGCCAAUACGCUCGCACAGAUGGGUCUGCAGGCUGAAGGACUGUCUAAACGCAACUCUGUGACCAAAGGUGCAGGUCAGAGGGAGCCCUCUGUACGGAGGGAGAGUAUGGUCAGUCAGCAGGAGACACCUCGGCUGGGAAUCUCAGACUUCACGUUCCUUCAAGUCCUUGGCAAGGGCAGCUUUGGCAAGGUGAUGCUGGCGAGACUAAACAACAAAGAUCGGGUUUUCGCGGUCAAGGUGUUGAAGAAGGAUAUCAUUUUGCAGGAUGAUGAUGUGGAGUGUACCAUGACAGAAAAGAGGGUGCUGUCACUGGCCCGCUGUCACCCCUACCUCACACAGUUGUUCUGCUGCUUCCAGACAUCGGACCGCCUCUUCUUUGUGAUGGAGUUUGUGAAUGGUGGCGAUCUUAUGUUCCACAUCCAGAAGUCCAGGAAGUUUGAAGAGCCUAGAGCGUGUUUCUACACGGCAGAGAUCACCUCCGCUCUCAUGUUCCUGCACAGCAAAGGCAUCAUCUACAGGGAUCUUAAAUUGGACAAUGUUCUUCUUGACAAAGAUGGUCACUGUAAGCUGGCAGACUUUGGCAUGUGCAAAGAGGGCAUUUUUGAAGGCGCAGCCACAGGAACUUUCUGUGGGACCCCGGAUUACAUUGCCCCCGAGAUCCUGCAGGAGAUGCUUUAUGGGCCCUCUGUUGAUUGGUGGGCUCUCGGGGUGCUACUGUAUGAGAUGCUGUCAGGACACGCCCCCUUUGAGGCCGAAAAUGAAGAUGACCUCUUUGAGUCCAUCCUCAAUGAAGAGAUUGUUUAUGCAUCUUGGCUCAGCAAAGAGGCAGUGAAUAUACUCAAAGCUUUCUUGACCAAAAACCCGGCCCGGCGUCUGGGCUGCGUGGCCUCAGAGGGAGGAGAAUACGCCGUGACCAGCCACGCCUUCUUCACUGGCAUCGAUUGGGAGAAGCUGAAUAAUAAAGAAAUGGAGCCACCCUUCAAGCCCAGGAUUAAAACUCCAGAGGAUGUCAACAACUUUGACCCAGAUUUUACCCAGGAAGAGCCCACCCUCACGCCCAUCGACGACCCUUUGAUCCCUUCCGUCAACCAGGAGGAGUUUCGUAACUUCUCCUUCACUUCACCUGAACUGGUAGAGAGCUAAGAGACUUCUCAUUUAUCCACGAGACAUCCUGCACUUGUCUCACUGUCUAUGGCUUCGUUUAAGACAGUUCCCAGUGGUACAUACAGUACGAGGUUGUCACAUUCCCCAGAGACAUGAGGGUGUAAAGUGCCGAGGAGUCAUCCAAACACGUGCUCGACGAGAACCACGGCUGCACCUGAUGAACUCUUAAGCACUCCUCUAAUUCCUGAAAAAGUGGCUUGUGAUCAGCUUUUGAAAUGACAUUUAAGGCUUGAGUGGGACCCUUUCAUGCAAGUCUCUGUGUGGAAAUGGUCUCUUUGACAUGUGUUUCAAACUUAUUUGACAAAGGUGUACAAUGUUAGAAUUUUAUUAUACAUUUGCUUUGGCUUCCAGUUACUUCAAAUGAAAAAGCACUUUUUGGACAUAAGGACAUGGUUUGUGUUUCAUUUUUGCUUCAGCACUGUUCAGAGAAAGGAAGAAAUCAAGAGACUGCCAGAGGUUCCCAGAAAAGUCAAGCUGCCAGAUAAUAUCCUGGAAGGACUGAGUGAGCGAAUAAAAUAGUUUCUCAAUGAUGUGACUAUGGAAAAAAACUAGACAUACAUACUUUUGGUAAAUCAGAGUUGAAUCCCUCCACUUUAAAAAUAAAAGGUUAAAACUUUAA